AAUGACCAACCAGAGUUUUCAAAUGGCUGGCUAUAUUCUUUUCAAAAAAGACAUAAUUUCCAUAAAAUUAAAUUAUAUGGUGAGAGUAGUUCUGCCAACAUGGUCGCUAUUAAUUUAAAUCUUUUGAUUAUUAUUUGUACCAUCAAUCAUUACUCUCUGUGUGAUAUUUACAAUAUGGAUGAGACAGGUCUGUUCUAUUCUUUGGCUCCUGAUCAUACAUUUGCAUCUCGUCAAAUUGAGGGGUCAAAAAAAGACAAGAAAUGGGUAAAUAAGUUAGAUGCGCAAAUGAGAGAAUUAAACCAUUAUAUUCUUCUUGUUUUUGAUAAUGCCACUUCACAUGUAGUUAAUCAUGAUGAAGCCAGUAAAAAUAAUAUAUACAAGGUUGACCAGUUGCAAGUAUCUGUUGAGACUAUUAAAAAUUGCUGGGCCUAUACAAAAAUUGGGUCACCUCGUAAUAAAACCGGAAUGCCUAUUAUCUUUUCUCUUUCUAUUGUCUAUAUUGAAAAUGCAGAAGAAAAUAUAAGUGUGAAAACAAAUGUUGAUGUGGAAGAUAAUGAAAAUAAAAGUAAAAAGAAGGUGCAUCAGCAAUUUACUAAUGAUAACUUUGUUCAAGGCAUCAUUGAAAUAGAACAAGUAGAAGAGGAAGAAGCCAUAGAACUAUUUUUGAUCUCAAAAGAACAAUUAAAUAUUCUACGCGAAGCCUUGAAAAUUGUUGUUGAAAUGGUUGAAGAUAACAGAGCAAUGAUAAGGUUUUUGCACAAGGUACAAGCUCAUAUCCAUGAGGAAAUUAGAAAAGAAAAAAAUAAAAAGCAAGUCCAAU
Messenger RNA from Dentiscutata heterogama, 820 nucleotides. The record is from the annotation of a GenBank genome assembly. Lineage: Eukaryota; Fungi; Glomeromycota; Glomeromycetes; Diversisporales; Gigasporaceae.